UGCUCUUAGGAGCUUUCCUGUCACAUUCACAUUCUGUCUUUUAGAGACGCUUGUACCGGAUCAACUUUCAAAGCAUCCACAUUAACAAAGGAACAAAAUGAGUUCCCAGAAGAGCAGCUGCCCUCCAAAUGCAGUUUCAUCAACUUCAUCAAAAGGACCCAACCUAAAGAAUGCCAAGGAAUCCAAAGUGGUAGCAGAUAUUAAAAAGGCCAUUGAAAACAAGGACUUUUUGUUGGCUGCAUCAAUAACACAAAAGUAUUUGGAAGACACAAAUAAUAUUCCACUGAACAUUGCUGUCACAGGAGAGAGUGGAGUUGGAAAGUCCACAUUUGUUAAUGCCUUCAGGGGGAUAGACAACACAGAUGAGCGAGCGGCGCCUACUGGUGAGGUGGAAACGACCAUGAAGCCUGAGGCUUACCCACAUCCAACAUACCCAAAUGUUACAUUAUGGGAUCUCCCGGGAAUCGGAACGACCAGAUUCCCAGCUGAUCAGUACAUGAAGCACGUUGAGUUUGAAAAGUUCGAUUUUUUUAUCCUCGUAUCAGCUAUUCGCUUCAAUGAGAAUGAUGCCAAGCUGGCUAAAGAGAUCAAGAAAAUGGGCAAGAAGUUAUUCUUUGUCCGCUCUAAGAUUGACCAUAAUCUACGUGAUGCGCAAAGGAGUCAGAGGGAGUACAAUGAAGAAAAGAUGCUUCAGAAAAUCAGGGAAUACUGCAUUCAAGGACUUGAAAAACAAGGUGUGGAGUCUCCUCAGGUCUUCCUGGUGUCUAGUUUUGAUCUCCAUUUGUACGAGUUCCCCGCCCUCCAGGACACCAUGGAGAGGGAGCUUCCUUCACACAAGAGAGAUGUCCUGAUCUUAGCCCUUCCCAACAUCUGCAAAAGCACCAUUAACAAGAAGAAAGAGGUAUUCCGUUCACAAAUAUGGCACUAUGCUUUACUGUCUGCAACUGUCGCAGCUGUACCUAUCCCAGGGAUUUCCAUUAUGGUUGAUGUAGGCAUUCUGGUCAAGGUUCUUCAAGGCUAUUUGUUUGGGUUUGGUCUUGAUAAAAUGUCGUUGGAGAAAUGUUCCAGUGCGACAAAUACACCUUUAGAUGAAUUAAGGGCAAUGUUGAAUUGUAUUUGUUCUGGAAAGGAUGUAACAAAAGAGCUUGUUCUUUUAAUGCUGAAAUCAACUACAGUUGCUCUGAUUGGUUUGGCAGUAGAGGAAGGUUCCAGAUGGAUUCCUUUUAUUGGAAUCCCAAUAGCGGCUGCACUUUCUUUCACUACAAUUUACACGUUUUUGAGUUCUAUUCUUAACAAGCUAUCUGUUGACGCAGAAAAUAUUGUGACGAAGGCAUUGGCCAUUAAGUAAUGUCAGGUCAUGCUCUAGCGUUUAGCAAUGAGGAACAAUGAACGCUUCAAUUAAAACAAACCUUUUAAAACGCAAUAAGAGAAAACUAAAUUCAAUAGUCAUUAGUAAAAAGUGUUUUUAUUCAUUCCUCACGAGUUUAGUUUAAUUACUGGUGAACCAUGAAAUUGGGAAAAUUAUUGGUUAUAAUGGUUUUAACGGUUAUGAUAUGUCCAAGCAUGUAUUAUCCAUAGCAGGGCUAACGGGGCCGGUGCCCAGGGGCCCGGGGCCACGACAGGGCCCUGAACCCAAAGGCCAAUGGUAAUAUAAUAAUUAUAUUGAUGAUUAGAUAUUUUUUACAGUCAUUGGACGAGAAAAUGUAUUGACAUUUUGUUAUAUUAUAAUAGAUAACAGCUUUGUAACAAUUUCUGCUAGUGAAAUGGAUAACAAUGAGGCAUAACAAGAGCAAAUCUUAUUUCUCUUGUCUUUCUAUUUCAUCUCAUUAUCAAUUACCAUGAUACAUUUAACUUACUUUUUUGUUUGAUCUGAUGCCAUGUUCAAUUGUAUUUCUUUUAGCCAAUUAAUGGAGCGAUUAUUUUUGUAUUUUUUUAUUUCUUACAUUUGUAUUAAGAUGGAUUAAACCAUGACAAGGUUUUGUGAUUAUUAGCCUACAGCAACAAAUGAGACACAAUCGCUAGCAGUUUGUCAUGCUUUUCAAGCACUUUGUCAUGCAUUUCAACUUUUUCCACACAAAUUUCCCAACAAACACUGUAAAGACUGGUCUCAGGACGCAACCCAUAUUUUGCAACAGCAAUUUGAUCAAACAUUGAAUCAAUUCAGCUUGGUAAAGGGAGUAAUGUACAUAUUUCUGCCCACAUGAUCUAUACAUAUUACCGUCCACGCUUCGCGUCGGUGUCCGGUUUGCCCUGCCGGGGCUUUUAGCUUACUGUUUUAG
Molecule: messenger RNA, 2279 nt
Organism: Gadus macrocephalus (Pacific cod)
Lineage: Eukaryota; Metazoa; Chordata; Actinopteri; Gadiformes; Gadidae
Product: interferon-inducible GTPase 5-like
Exons: 4
Coding region: 98-1348 (416 amino acids)
Cellular component (GO): membrane
Molecular function (GO): GTP binding
Source: RefSeq, a predicted model, not a curated record